AUUGAUGUACGUGAUUUGUAUCAUGACAAUCCAAUCUCUCUCUCGAUAAAAAAAAAUACUUAAAUUGGGUUGUUUCGUGAUUUACGACACAUGCUGUAAACUUACUCGCUGAUAAGAUGUUCGACGACGAUGACAUGCCUAACGUAGUAAACGCCGGCCGGGUCUCGUACGCGCGUCUCUAGCAGACUGCACUGUCAUCAAAACAUAACCUUCGCGUUUGUUUUGAAAGAAUCGUGUAUGAAUUCGAUAGUUUGCAAUUCUUUUUUUUUUAAUUUAAAGACGAAAUUUUCGUAGAUAAUUGAAUUGAUUGAAUAUUAUCAUUUAAUUUCCAUUGCUUCUCAGCAUGUCAGGAAUUGUUCAAUAUGUUCUUGUCAGAGGAGAUUUAAUCAAAUCAUUGGAGUGGCCAGUAGGAGCUGUGAUAGCACAAGCGUGCCAUGCUUGCAGCGCUGCAAUUCAUUUGUUCCACGAUGAUCCUGAUACUCAAAAGUAUCUUGGAGAUUUAGACAAUAUGCACAAAGUAGUUUUAGAAGUUCCAAGUGAAGAAAGCUUGAAAACUCUUCAUCAAACAUUGGAAGAUAAUAGCAUUAAACAUAAGUUAUGGAUUGAGCAGCCUGAAAAUAUUCCAACUUGUCUAGUUGUAAAACCAUAUCCUAAAGAAGAAGUUCAUAAGUAUUUCAAAAAGUUUAAGUUAUAUAAAUAAUGUACAAAUGUCUCAGGAAAAUUAA
Molecule: messenger RNA, 725 nt
Organism: Trichogramma pretiosum
Lineage: Eukaryota; Metazoa; Arthropoda; Insecta; Hymenoptera; Trichogrammatidae
Product: putative peptidyl-tRNA hydrolase PTRHD1
Exons: 3
Coding region: 344-700 (118 amino acids)
Molecular function (GO): peptidyl-tRNA hydrolase activity
Source: RefSeq, a predicted model, not a curated record